This is a messenger RNA of Pisolithus orientalis, 2261 nucleotides long. Its product is annotated as FAD binding domain-containing protein. Lineage: Eukaryota; Fungi; Basidiomycota; Agaricomycetes; Boletales; Pisolithaceae. Gene Ontology annotation, molecular function: FAD binding. The transcript has 16 exons. The record is from RefSeq and is a predicted model, not a curated record. The coding region runs from base 1 to 1842 and encodes 613 amino acids.
AUGCGGCUUCAGGCGCGCGAGAGCUUUGUCGAUGUUCUUAUUGUUGGAGCUGGUCCUGCUGGUCUGAUGUGCGGCAAUGCCCUCGCUGCUGCGGGUGACAUCAAGGUCAAGAUCAUUGACCGAAGGCCGUCAAAGAUAUCUGUUGGCCAUGCAGAUGGAAUUCAACCGAGAACGAUCGAGGUUCUACAAAGCUACGGCCUUGCCGAACGACUGCUACGUGAGGGAAGUCAAUUGCACAUGGUUGCUUUCUACAAUCCGAAUCAGACUGGCGGGAUUGAGUUCACGGCUCGUGGUUCUGAUGUGGUACCGACUGCGCGUUUCCCAUUCAAGAUUGGGUUACACCAAGGUGCCGUAGAAAGUGCAUUCAUUGACUCAAUGGCACACCACAACUUAAGAGUGGACCGGCCCGUUGAACCGCUAGCCAUUGAAUUUUCGCGAGAUCAAGAACAGCUCCGUAGCUUGUCCUCGUACCCAGUCAAGGUAGCGCUCGCACACUUGGAUGCAACCACCGAUGCAGACAAGUUGGAGGUUAUCCACGCUAAAUACGUUGUCGGUACAGAUGGGGCACAUUCGUGGGUUCGAAAAGCAUUCGGAAUUACCAUGGAUGGGGAUCAGACAAAUGAUGUAUGGGGUGUGGUUGACAUGGUCCCGGAUACCAAUUUUCCGGACAUACGACACAAAGCGGUGAUACAUUCCAUAAACGGUUCACUUAUGUCCAUUCCACGUGAAAAUGACAAGGUACGGUUGUACGUUCAACUGUCGGAGAAGGAUGUCGUGGAUCCGGGAACUGGAAGGGUUAGCAAAGACAAGUCGAGUCCUGAGAAAAUUCUCGAGGUUGCAAGAAAAACGCUACAUCCCUUUUACAUAUCUCCGUUGUCAGGCAUAGAAUGGUGGACAAUGUACCUGAUCGGGCAGCGCGUAGCAUCUAGAUUUUCGGUCGAAGACCGUGUGUUCAUUGCCGGGGAUGCAUGUCACACACAUUCGCCUAAAGCAGGCCAAGGGAUGAAUGCAAGCAUGAACGAUACUCACAACCUUGCGUGGAAACUUGUUCAGGUCCUCAGGGGGUGGGCAUAUCCGUCAAUUCUAAGAACUUACGAGUCAGAGAGGAGAAAGUACGCCAUAGACUUGAUCGACUUCGAUAAACGACUUUCAGCGUUGUUCUCCGGUAAGCCGAGGACCUCAGAUAACGAAGACGGCGUAUCCCAUCAAGAGUUCCUCAAGGCAAUCGAGACUGCCAGUGGUUUCGCGUGUGGCACAAGCGUACACUACGGUCCUUCUGUGAUCGUUAACGCCAAGCAUCAGUAUUGUGCAGAGAAUCUCCUCGUUGGGCAGCGCAUGCUCCCUCAAGUCUUCGUCCAUGCAGCAGAUGCGCGACCGGUGGACAUUCACGAUUUGUUACCCGCCGAUACGCGGUUUAAGAUCCUCGUUUUUCUCGGGUCCAUGGAGGAGGAAUCCAGAGUCGUAGAAAUCAAUGCCCUGGCUGACGAGUUGAGUUCGCCCACUGGGCUCUUGCGGAAAUAUUCGAUGGGUGGCCGGACUUCUUCGCCCAUGUUUGACCUCAUAACCAUCGUGGCGGGUAAGAAAGAGAAGUUUAAUUACCUGCGUGUUCCUCUGGUUUUUCGGCCUCAUUGGUCCAAAGUCUUGCUCGAUGAUACCGAUGUCACUGGGAGAAAGGGAGGUGGUGCCUACGAGAGGUUUGGCAUCAGUUCCAAGUCGGUUACCUUUGUGAUUGUGAGACCAGAUGGAUAUGUUGGGAUGGUGGCACCGGCUGCUGCUAUGGGGGACGUGCAUAAAUACUUUGCAUCGUUCUUGCUUCCCCGUCACUGGGUUUCGAGACUUUGAUUUGAUGAUAUUGGGUUGUUAUAGGUGUCGUGUAUUUCCGGAUGUUCUAUAGGCAACGAUGAUUACCUGUAAGAAUAUAAAUCCGUGAGUAGUGAAUGUAAUCUGCAUAAAUCUAGUGUUUCGAAUGCCACGUGGGAGUCCCGCCGCUCGUCCCACGAACCUGCCUGUGCGACCAUGCCAGAAACUCUGCGCUGAGCUCACACAUUGCGCGAAUACUUACCUUCGUGCGAUGUGGGCCAUAUUGUUGAUGUUGCAUUGCACCUCCGCCGAGUCGCUUCGGAUUCUGGUGUGGAGAGCAAGUGCUGGACGAGCUCGAAUCCGCUAAUGCUCUUUGUGCGUUCAUCGAGGCGCAAAAGAGGAAAACGGUGGGGCCCCGCAGCGAAUCUAUCGAUAGGGAACGGCAAGGACUUCGACUGUCA